CGCCUCGGGGCGGGGCGGUGUCCGCGGAGCUCAUGGCGGCGGCGCGGUGGCGGUCAGCGGCAGUAGCGGCGAUCGCUGCGGCAGGGCCAGGCGGGGGCGGCCCGGGACGGGCUCUAAGGUCGGGUUCUGCCUCAGAACCCGUUCCGAUGCCCCUCUCGGGACCGGUCGCCCCCGCCACAGCUGCGCUCUACGUGCACUGGCCCUACUGCCGCAAGCGCUGCUUCUACUGCAGCUUCAACAAGUACGUGGUGCCGGCGGUGGAUGAGGCAGCCAUGGGCGCUUGCCUGGUGCAUGAGGCACGCACCCUACUCCGCCUCAGCCAGGUGCAGAGUGUCACUUCUGUCUUCUUCGGCGGGGGGACUCCUAGCCUGGCUAGCCCCCGCACCAUUGCAGCAGUACUGGAGGGGGUCGCGGGGGCUGUCCACCUCCCUGCUGGCACCGAGAUCACACUGGAGGCCAACCCCAGCUCCUCUGACACACAGCACCUCGCUGACUUCAAGGCGGCUGGUGUCAACCGUCUCUCCAUCGGUGUUCAGUCACUGAAUGACGCUGAGCUGAGGCUCCUGGGCCGAGAGCACACAGCAGCGGAAGCACGGAGCACCGUGGAGGUGGCACGGAGGCUCUUCCCUGGCCGAACCUCCCUUGACCUCAUCUUCGGGCUGCCGGGGCAGAGCCAGGAAGCCUGGACCCGGGGACUGGAGGAAGCACUAGGUCUUUCUGAUGACCACAUCUCCCUGUACCAGCUGACACUGGAGCGAGGCACAUUGCUGGCAGCACAGGUCUGGGGUGGUGCCCUGCCUACACCCACCCAGGACCUCCUGGCUGACAUGUACCAGGCAGCCCGUGCGGUGCUGGUGGCUGCUGGCUUUCGACACUAUGAGGUCUCCAAUUUUGCAAGGAAGGGCGCCCUCAGCACCCACAACCUCUCCUAUUGGCGGGCUGAGCAGUACAUCGGUGUGGGGCCAGGGGCACAUGGGCGGUUUGUGCCGCAGGGUGAAGGCAGCUGCUGCCGGGAGGCUCGUGUUCAGACGUUGGAGCCUGAUGCCUGGAUGCAGGAGGUGCAGAGCCGGGGGCAUGGCACCAGGAGGCGGGUGGUGCUGAGUCCACUGGAGCAGCUGGAGGAGGUGCUUGUGCUGGGACUGCGCACGGACGAGGGCAUCACACAUGCGCGCUGGCAGCACGUCUCUCCCCACCUCAGCCUGGAGGCUGUGUUUGGGGCACCGGGGGAAGCAAAGGCACUGCAGCAGCAGGGCUGGCUGGUCCUGGACAGCAAUGGUCUGCGUUGCACAUGGGAGGGCCUGGCCGUGCUGGAUUCCCUCCUGCCCGACCUGCUGUGCCAGCUGCAGCGCUGCUGGGCCCCGCCGGCCACCCCUGUGCACCACACAUCAGGAACUGUGGCAGCGGGGCCCUGAGGAGGAGCCCAAUGGGGGCUGGUGGUGAUGCUGCAGGGUGCAGCAGGCUUGGGUGGGUUGGGGAGUUGUGAACAGCAGCAGUGGAGAAUAAAG
Dryobates pubescens (Downy woodpecker) is the source of this 1505-nucleotide messenger RNA. It is a transcript of the gene RSAD1, whose product is annotated as radical S-adenosyl methionine domain containing 1. Gene Ontology annotation, cellular component: cytoplasm. Gene Ontology annotation, molecular function: 4 iron, 4 sulfur cluster binding; coproporphyrinogen oxidase activity. The coding region runs from base 33 to 1412 and encodes 459 amino acids. Gene Ontology annotation, biological process: porphyrin-containing compound biosynthetic process. The record is from RefSeq and is a predicted model, not a curated record. Lineage: Eukaryota; Metazoa; Chordata; Aves; Piciformes; Picidae. The transcript is spliced from 9 exons.